This is a messenger RNA of Boleophthalmus pectinirostris (great blue-spotted mudskipper), 1398 nucleotides long. RefSeq names its product secondary ossification center associated regulator of chondrocyte maturation (gene snorc). Bases 498 to 836 code for a protein of 112 amino acids. The record is from RefSeq and is a predicted model, not a curated record. Gene Ontology annotation, biological process: cartilage development. The transcript has 3 exons. NCBI's taxonomy places the organism in Eukaryota, Metazoa, Chordata, Actinopteri, Gobiiformes, Gobiidae.
CUCUGUUUUUGAGGAAGUGGCAAUUUUCUACCAUAUUUACAUUGCUAUAAAAAAUUCAUUGUUUACUGUUCAUCACAUGCUACUUAAUCUAAAUCACUACGUUGUCAAGUUCUUAGGACAUGAGUGUAGACUUUAAAAUUGAAAGAUAUGCUUUUUUCAGUAGGUAAAUGCAAUGUUUGAUCUAAUGUGCCCUUUUGAUACCUCUCUGAAUUUUACACUUCACAACUACGUGUAACACAAACUCAAGUGACCCCAAGGUCAUCUUGUAUUUAACCCAAAACUCUGAGGUUCGGGAGGGUGUGCUUUCAAUGAUGUUUCACAAAGUACACACUGUCCAGAGUCAGACAGUCCCGUCUUGGGCAGUACGCACCUCGCCCCUCCCCAUUUUAUAGGGCCUAGACCUACCUUUCCCCUCUUGUGCACUUCCAUGUUCUUCUUCAAUCCCAUUACAGCAGGACCAGAUUUUGGGCUACUAACGAGCCUUUCACUUCAUCGCCAUGGUUCCAAGAAAUGUUAUUUGCAGAAUGGUCCUUCUUGUGCUUCUAGGCUUCUUGGUAAACCUUGUAAACACAGAAACACUACAUCCUGCAGUAACGUCUCAAGACAGCCAGGACACGUCUGGAGAUGACUUGCCCACUGAUGUCACCACUAAAGACCCCUUCCCUGAAACAACAACCUCCGACUACGACGACACCACAACCAGUAACACCCUGGAAGAGGAAGAAGACGCCCUGGGGCCCGGGGCCAUCACAGCCAUUGUGAUAGCAGUGUUCCUGGGAGCGUCUGUCCUCCUUGCCCUCAUCGUCAUAGCCCUCCGAAAGUUCACAGCCUCCUAAAGCAGCCCCGCCUUGUGCAUGUGUGAGAGUGGUAUGAGUGUGUACGUGUUUGGAGAACUGUGAGUUUGUGAUUUUUUUUUUUUAGAGGGGUGUCUUCUCGACUUCUCGGCUCCCAUACUGCCUUCCCCCUCAUCAAUGAUGAGUUGCUUCGCUAGAUGCUAAAUGUGGCAGGUCCCUUUAAGGCAGCAGCCUAAUAUUAGAUUUCCUGUUCAAAGCUUCAUGUUCAAAUGUUCUCCUUCAAAGACAAUGUGAAACUGGCUGGUUCUUCCAGUGCAAAAUGCUGCUGCAAUUACACAGUGGCUUCAGAGCUCCAACUCAUUUUAGUCUUGUUUGUGUUUUUUCAUGUUUUUGUUUUGUUGUUUUGAACCCAUAUAUUUGUAGAAACCAAAGAGGACAAUAGAUAUGCAGAUUUGUAUUUUUGUAAAUACAAACCGAGUAAUGGGGUGCUAAAGAGCGACUUGUCUCAGCUGCCAUGGAAACAUUAUUAGCAAUGAUCACAUUCAGUAUUUUCUGUGAUGGCAAAUACAAUUUAUAAAAGUAAACCUGAACUCUUGUCUCCCAA